AAAGAGACCCACAAUUAAAACAGUGUGGUUAGAUUUUUUUAACUCUUUAUCUUCGUAAUCUGCUUCUCUUARAGACCAUUUUCGGAUGUUUUUGAAAGCCCUAACCCCCAAUGACGAUUACCAAACAGUGGUUGGUAAAACUACUAGAAAACCUCACUUCCCAAAAUUCAAAUUCCUUGCAUUUACGUAAUGUUCUAAGCCAGACGGACCGGUGUAUAUAUAGAGAGCCCAGACGUCUUAACAGUUCAGUUUAUAAAGAUGRAUGGGAUCAAUGCAUACCCGAAGUGGAUGUUGACCAUAAUUGUAAUAUUGAAMUUGCAAGCAUCCAUUGACUUAGCUCAAGGAAAUCCUACAGUACAAAACARUGUUUCAUUACGAUGCCCGCGAACACGAUCAUGCCAAGGACGAUGUAAGGAUAAAGAGAUGCUUGACACAGGAAAAGCUUCAGACCGGCACAGUCACUGCCAUUGCGAYCUCUCUUGUUCAAAAUACAACGACUGUUGUCACGAUAUUCUAACAGCUUGUCCGAAUCGAACAUCUCCGAAGCUACCAAACAACCAAAAGUUAUCCUGUCUAAACCUUACCGACGACGAACCGCAUUACUGGAUGUUGGGCCAUUGUCCUCCGACCUAUAAGGACAAGGCAGUACGCGAGAAAUGUGAAAACAAWGAUGAAUUACGAGCUGAAACGUUUUUCGAACAGAUCCCAGUGUAUGAUAUGAUUUCAAACAAUUCGCUGUUCAAGAACAUUUGGUGUGCAAAAUGUCACCUAGGGCGAACGAACUGGAUUCUUUACUUYAAACUCAAGAUAAAAUGCAACGUUCGUCCUCCGAAGGRAUUCAACUCAACGCAAACCUUGAAAUACAUGAUAAAACACUGCGACARGAUACAAUUUAAGUUACCUAGUAAAUCAGCUAGGAGGUUCUGUUUUCCUACCAUUGACUCUUGCCCCGCGAGCGCRUCCGCCGAGGAGCGAAAAGCGUGCCUUGAGAGCCCCGCUAGUGUUGUUUUCAGCCGUUCUCAAGGWAAAAACUACCGAAGUAUGGAGUGUAUGGCUUGUAAUGUGAAUGCCAGCGUACUUCGCAAAGCKGAGUGYGGACCACAGGCCGGCGGAGGCAAUUUAUUCAAUCCAAGUUCGUUUGAAGUUGURAUGACUUUYAUAAAAUCGCCUUUUGGAGAGGAAAGUAAAAUCGUCRAUGUGAAAACUACAGAAACAUGUAAUAAAGCAAGGCAUGUAUACGAUGGGAGACUGGAAAUGUGCCGCAAGGCUCUGAUCGCGCCGACMAAGGGAGUCACCGAUAAGGUGCAAUUCAAAAUAUGGCUAAGCCCUCUCGAUGGCAAGAAACCCGUUAACUUUUCCAGUACGGAAUUCGUSCAGGUACUCGCGCAUCGAUUUGUUCCUCUUGACGCUGACCAGAUGGACGUGCUGUCAGUUCAAGUAGAAGACAAAACAACAGCUGUUUUGUUUAAUCUCCGUGCAAAGCAUCAUGAUGUCAGCCAACUGAAUAAAASUAAAGAUACGCUUGGUUUGGACAGGCUUUUUAAAUUUGACAAGCCUUUCAAGUUAAAUCUGGUUAACCGACCUUGGCUUGUGUUUAAGGUCAACUCGCGUCGUCUAUCCUGCACUCAYAAAGAGGAGUUUCCAGCAACGGUCUUCAAACCAUUACCAAACAACGAUACCAAAACGUUUAAAGUUGAAAUAGACGGAAAGAUUCGGUUAAUACCAAAAAACCAGGUCUACACUUACCAAGCCAAGAAUGCAACUGGUUUAGGUCAAAUGACUUUCGUUGUCUGCAGAUCAUUAUUCACCGUACUGUGCAAUCACUCCAUGCUGGCAGUGGUCGAUAAGGAAUACACCAUCUUUAAAAACAAGAGCCUGCUGUUCAAACCCACUGGUCAGUGGUAUAAYGAGGGAGAGUAUGAUACAAAGGGUAACACUACCUGGAUUUGUACAAACUAUACCAUCAGUAAGCACAAAGAUUCAAAAGACAACUCCACAGAUACUCCAGACAAAUUCAAGUUCAAAACUGAUAUUCACUUCACUAUACGCCGCUACAUGACAAUCGUUGGUCUCUCUAUCUCAGUGAUAUCCCUCUUCCUCGUUCUUUUGACUCAUGGGAUACUCCGUGAUCUAAGAGCGCCGCUGCCCGGGAAAAACCUCAUGAGCCUGUCGUUGUCUCUGUUUCUGGCGCAUUUCUGGUACUUACUCGGUUCCGGGGAUACAGAUAAACCAGUUUUUUGUAGGUUCACUGGGUGCUUUUUACAUUACCUGUUUUUGGUUACGUUUGGAUGUACUUUCAUUGUGGCUUAUGAUACAAGGCGUACUUUCUCUGCUAAGACAGGCAAAGCUCAUGGACUUGGCGGGUACUUCCAGAACAGGCGACUAGCUGUUUAUUUGUUGAUAUCCUGGGGWAUYCCUUUAAUCUUCGUYACRAUAUGYGCAAUCCUUGAYGGCCUAGAUGUUGUUAACAUUGGUUACGGCAAAGGGUUGGCAUGUUGGAUAGGUAACCCGACUGCUUUACUCAUCGUGUUCGCUACUCCURUCGGRUUAGUGCUUGUUUACAACGUUGUGGCUUUCUCGCAGACUGUCUACGCGAUCAACAGUGCUAGAAAACACGGACAGCGUGUCAAGUCCAAUCAUUACACACGACCUGCUGUAGUCAAGAUCUACAUGCGCUUAACUUCCUUGAUGGGUUUCUCGUGGUUCUUUGCGAUCAGUGCCCCGCUUAUCCAUGACGGUCUCAUGUAYCCGUUCGUCUUCUUCACCACUUUACAGGGGCUUUAUAUUUUUCUGGCCUUUGUGUUUAAAACCAAAGUUUUGCGCAUGAUCAAGGCAAAAUUACCGCUUGAAAACCGAAGGCCUUCUUCGUCUUCCUCUUCAUCACGCCGAGUGACAAAGGGGACAAUGUCGACAAUGGCGGACACUACGCCUUAUAAUAAGUAUAUGUCGUCACCUAAAGACGACACUCAAAUCUAAACAGUUCAAGUUACACUGUAGGAAUAACAAUAGUCGAAAUAAUUUCUACUAUGCUUCCGUCCAAGCAAGCAUGCGAACGAGGGUCACUCCAUCUCGUACCCAGUUUCCUCUCCCUUGUUUUCACUAAUCGCCCGUCAAUUUUGAACGGUUGAUUAAAAAAAGAAAAAUUCUUGAUAAAUAAUUGAAUUGCAUGGAAAUUUCCUUGCUCUCAUAAUUCAUACUGUUGAAAGUUUCAAUAGACUGCUAAAGCUUUUACAUCACCUACGUGGUUUGCAAUGCAUUGUGGGAUCAAUUUCUGGAGAAAACAAGAUCCGCCAUGUUUUUGGUUGCAAAGAUAUCCUACAAUGCAUUGCGUAUACGGUUUAUGACGUAAAAGCUUCAGAGGUCUUGCACAAGGGAGCACGCGACUUCUUGGAUGGCCAGCUGGCAUAGCAUUAGAUCAGAGUAAGAUGAUCGAGUCAGUGUUUAAUAUGAAAACAAUAUUAUAGGAAUAAAUCUAGAAAAUACACACUCGCAAUAAUGAAAUGACUACAAAUACUACGGCAACAUGUUUUCAAAAUCGCUCUGCCCAUGCCCUUCUCUGCUGUUUCCUUCCGAGGCUACAAAAGGGCAUGGGUCGAGCCUUAAAUAUUAUUCAUGAUUACAUUUUUCGCGUUUCUAUUUAUAGUUCAUAGUAAUCAUAAAAAUCAAGUGAACAGCAAUAGAAAUUGUAGAUAUCAUUGUAAAUAAAUGUGGACAGUAUCUAUUAAAUAGUUGCAUUAAAUAUGGAUUGUCAUAUGAUUACAUUUGAUGAAAAUUGAUGUAAUAAUAAUGUUGUAUAUUGAGUUCGACUCUUACUCGAACUCAAUCCCGAACUCGUUGUCAAAUCUAUAUAGUUACCUAAUGCUCUAGUAGUUGAAUAAUGAGUUAGGUACUGGAAUGGUGUGGACUCUUAAUACUCGUACUCGAUCUGGAACUCGUCAAAUCUAAAGUUCCCUAAUACUAGUAACUUCAUUGGGGAAAGUAAAAGAACCAAUUAGGACGGGACAAACCCAACAUUAUUAGGCUUACUAUAAAGUAAAAAACGCUGACUACGCUUCUACUGACCAUUCAAUAGAAAGGGUAUUCUUUGUGAAUUAUUUGACGU
Molecule: messenger RNA, 4102 nt
Organism: Exaiptasia diaphana
Lineage: Eukaryota; Metazoa; Cnidaria; Anthozoa; Actiniaria; Aiptasiidae
Exons: 7
Coding region: 259-2976 (905 amino acids)
Biological process (GO): G protein-coupled receptor signaling pathway; cell surface receptor signaling pathway
Cellular component (GO): membrane
Molecular function (GO): G protein-coupled receptor activity
Source: RefSeq, a predicted model, not a curated record